Messenger RNA from Theileria equi strain WA, 477 nucleotides. Its product is annotated as signal peptide containing protein. Gene Ontology annotation, molecular function: iron ion binding. The record is from RefSeq and is a predicted model, not a curated record. The transcript is spliced from 3 exons. Bases 1 to 477 code for a protein of 158 amino acids. NCBI's taxonomy places the organism in Eukaryota, Apicomplexa, Aconoidasida, Piroplasmida, Theileriidae.
AUGCAGGUGUUUGGUAUAUUUUUAUUGUUUUCAGCCCUAGCUUCUGGAUUUAGGCUCCAAGCUGGGAACCAGCAAACCCACAAUACACCCUUGGUUUCCUGUAACCGGAAGAGGUCGGAUUCUCUUUCUCUUUUUAAAUCUUCCAACAAAAAUGUUUCAAGAUGCACGUUUUUUAGUGGUAUGUGCUCCAGAAUUACGGAUGUUGCCAAGAAGGUCAAUAACACAGUACCCGGUGGCGUUUUGACAGCAGUUGCUGUUCCAAUAGCUACAGCAGCUAUAAUUAGAUAUUGUUUCGGAGGUACCGAUUCUAAUGCCAACAAACAGAGUACGAGUCUGUUAACAAGGUACCAGUGUUCUGGUUGCGGAUUCAUAAUAUUCCCGGCCAAGAAUAGGGAAGACAAGUUCUUUUCAGCGAGUUUCACGUGCCCAAAUUGUGGAGCACCAAAGACUAAAUUUGUUGAAAAAUACAAGAAUUAG